This is a messenger RNA of Symbiodinium sp. CCMP2456, 825 nucleotides long. The record is from the annotation of a GenBank genome assembly. Lineage: Eukaryota; Dinophyceae; Suessiales; Symbiodiniaceae.
AUGCCGAGCUUCCGUUCCAUGAUGGGCUGGCCAGAAGAGGACAAUGCCACAGUUGCAUUCUGGGAGGGUUUGACCGUCAACGGCUUCAAUACCGCCGCAGCUAUUGCUGCUGUCCUAGCCGGACACCUUCUGGUGGACAAGCAUGGGCGGCGUCCCGCUCUGUUCAUUGGCUCUCUUUUGUUUGCGGCUGGUGGAGGUUUGCAAACAUCAGCACAAAAUGCGAUCAUGCUCAUUGUGGGAAGGGUCGUGGCUGGGGUUGGUGUCGGCAUCACAUCGUCGGCUGGACCAGCAUUCAUUUCGGAAGUUGCCCCGGAGAAGAUCCGCGGCAUGCUUGUAGGCAUCUAUCAAAACAACGUCUGCUUAGCCAUCGUAGCUGCUGCAGUGCUGAACUACGCCGUACACGACGAAACCUUCGGUUGGCGGUUGUUAAGGGAGGUGCAGCUGGAGCUGGAGUCUGAACGAGCAGCCGGGGAGGCAACCUGGUCCGAGGUCUUUACUACUCCCUUCUACCGGAAUGUGGUGAUCAUCGGUUGUGCGAUUCAGUUCUUUCAAAUCAUGACUGGCAUCAACGCCAUCGUGAGCUUCAGUGGAACGCUUUUCAAGGCCCUGGGCCUCCAUGGCAUCGCCUUUUCGAUCAUCCCUUUCGUGGCCUUCACUGCGGGAAACGCCCUCGGGAGCUUUCUUCUCGUCGACCGCGCCGGCCGUAGGCCCCUCUUGCUCUGGGGCAUGGUCUCCAUGUGCGUGACGAUGCUUGUGGGCGGUGUAGUCGCCGUGGUUGCCCAGGAUGAAACCGGCCACAUCGGGGAAGCUGCGGGGUACACCAUC